Zygosaccharomyces rouxii is the source of this 2766-nucleotide messenger RNA. Its product is annotated as ribonucleoside-diphosphate reductase large subunit. Bases 1 to 2766 code for a protein of 921 amino acids. Gene Ontology annotation, biological process: DNA replication; deoxyribonucleotide biosynthetic process. The transcript has a single exon. Gene Ontology annotation, cellular component: ribonucleoside-diphosphate reductase complex. The record is from RefSeq and is a predicted model, not a curated record. Gene Ontology annotation, molecular function: ribonucleoside-diphosphate reductase activity, thioredoxin disulfide as acceptor; ATP binding. Lineage: Eukaryota; Fungi; Ascomycota; Saccharomycetes; Saccharomycetales; Saccharomycetaceae.
AUGUUUGUUUACAAGAGAGACGGUCGUAAGGAGCCCGUCAGAUUCGAUAAGAUUACAGCACGUAUAUCGAAGUUAUGCUAUGGGUUAGAUCCUUCUCAUAUAGACGCUGUCAAGAUUACUCAGCGUAUUAUUUCUGGUGUCUACGAAGGUGUUACUACAGUGGAAUUAGAUAAUUUGGCAGCUGAAACAUGUGCUUACAUGACCACUGUUCAUCCUGAUUACGCUACACUAGCCGCUAGAAUUGCUGUUUCAAAUCUUCACAAGCAAACCACGAAGCAAUUCUCACAAGUAAUCUCUGAUCUGUACCAUUAUGUGAAUCCAGCUAACGGUGUCCAUUCCCCUAUGAUUUCUGAUGAGAUUUUCAACAUCGUUAUGACCAACAAGGAUGAAUUGAACUCAGCUAUUGUCUACGACAGAGAUUUCCAAUUCAAUUAUUUCGGUUUCAAGACUUUAGAACGUUCUUACUUGUUAAGGAUCAAUGGGUUGACUGCUGAGAGACCACAACAUCUAAUAAUGAGAGUUAGUUUGGGUAUUCAUGGUGAAGAUAUCAAAUCUGCGAUCGAAACUUACAAUUUGAUGUCAUUGAGGUAUUUCAUCCAUGCUUCUCCAACUCUUUUCAAUGCAGGUACUCCACAUCCACAAAUGGCAUCUUGUUUCCUUGUGGCGAUGAAAGACGAUUCCAUUGAAGGUAUUUAUGAUUCAUUAAAAGAAUGUGCCAUGAUUUCCAAGACUGCUGGUGGUAUUGGGUUGCAUAUUCAUAACAUUCGUUCUACGGGUUCUUACAUUGCAGGUACUAAUGGUACUUCCAAUGGUUUAAUCCCAAUGGUUCGUGUUUUUAACAACACUGCACGUUAUGUGGAUCAAGGUGGCAAUAAGAGACCUGGAGCAUUCGCCCUUUAUUUGGAACCAUGGCACUCAGAUAUCUUUGAUUUCAUUGAUAUCAGAAAGAACCAUGGUAAAGAAGAAAUUCGUGCAAGAGAUUUAUUCCCAGCAUUAUGGAUUCCUGAUUUGUUCAUGAAACGUGUCGAAAAGAAUGAAGAAUGGACACUUUUCUCUCCAAGUGAAGCUCCUGGUUUAGCAGAUGUAUAUGGUGAAGAAUUUGAAAAAUUGUACGAACGUUAUGAACAAGAAGGCCGUGGUAGAAAGACAAUUAGAGCUCAAAAGUUGUGGUAUGCCAUUUUAGAAGCACAAACUGAAACUGGUACACCUUUCAUGCUCUAUAAGGAUGCAUGUAAUGAAAAGAGUAACCAAAAGAACCUUGGUGUGAUUAAAUCUUCCAAUUUAUGUUGUGAAAUCGUGGAAUACUCUGACAAGGAUGAAACUGCAGCUUGUAAUUUAGCUUCUAUCGCAUUACCAUCUUGUGUGGAAGUAUCAGCAGAUGGUAAGGAACAAUGGUACAGUUUUGCCAAAUUACAUGAAGUCGCUAAAGCUAUUACACGUAAUUUGAACAAGGUCAUUGAUCGUAACUACUACCCAGUUCCUGAAGCCAAGAGAUCCAAUAUGAGACAUAGACCUAUUGCACUUGGUGUUAAUGGGUUAGCAGACACUUUUAUGAUGUUGCGUCUGCCAUUUGAAUCUCCUGAGGCAAAAAUAUUGAACCAACAAAUUUUUGAAACUAUUUACCACGGUGCCUUGGAACAAUCUUGUGAAUUGGCCAAGAUUCACGGUACUUAUUCUACCUAUGAAGGUUCCCCUAUCUCCCAAGGUCUUUUACAAUUUGAUCUUUGGGAGAAGAAUCCUUCAGAAUUAUGGGAUUGGGAACCAUUGAGACAAGGCAUUAAAGAACAUGGUGUAAGAAACUCAUUAUUAGUGGCCCCUAUGCCCACUGCUUCAACAUCACAAAUCUUGGGUUACAACGAAUGUUUCGAACCUUACACAUCUAACAUGUACUCUCGUCGUGUUUUAUCUGGUGAAUUCCAAAUUGUUAAUCCAUACUUGUUAAAGGAUUUGGUAGAUUUAGGUAUUUGGGAUGAAAGUAUGAAACAACAAAUCAUUACUGAUAAUGGUUCCAUUCAGAACAUUCCAAAUAUUCCACAAGAAAUCAAAGAUUUGUACAAGACGGUGUGGGAAAUUUCUCAAAGACAUGUUCUAGACAUGGCUGCUGAUCGUGCUGUGUUCAUUGAUCAAUCUCAUUCCUUGAAUAUCCACAUGCGUGCCCCCACAAUGGGUAAAUUAACAAGUAUGCACUUCUACGGUUGGAAGAAGGGUCUCAAGACUGGUAUGUACUACUUGAGAACACAAGCCGCUUCUGCAGCUAUUCAAUUCACCAUCGAUAAGAAUGUUGCCGCACAAGCAGGUCGUAACAUCACAACAUUGCCUGAACUACCACGUCCCAAAUAUGUUCCACGCGGUGUUAACAUGGUUGAAAAGGAAUUGGUGCCCAAGAUUGAUGGUACCCUAAUCAAUCCAUCUCUAUACGACAACAAGAGAGAGCCAUCACCAACCCCUUCCACAACGUCUUCCGUCGCUAAUAGCAUUGCUUCAUUGAAGCUUCAAGAUACAAGUUUGCCAGAUACUCCAAGUACAUCCGCCUCUAAGUCAAGUCUGCCGGUGACACCAGUUACAUCUGCUGCCAAGCCAAGUCUGCCGGACAAACAACUUGAUGCCAAGGAUUCAAAGACUGAUGAUAACAAGAACAAUAACGAGGGUAAUGAAGAUAAGAAGGACCAAAAUGGCAAGAGUAAUGAAGAAUUCGACAUUUUCAGUUCUAAAGUAAUUGCAUGUGCUAUCGACAACCCUGAAUCCUGUACUAUGUGCUCUGGUUGA